This is a messenger RNA of Cryptomeria japonica (Japanese cedar), 1975 nucleotides long. RefSeq lists its product as uncharacterized. Gene Ontology annotation, cellular component: cytoplasm. Bases 105 to 752 code for a protein of 215 amino acids. Gene Ontology annotation, biological process: protein refolding; cellular response to unfolded protein. NCBI's taxonomy places the organism in Eukaryota, Viridiplantae, Streptophyta, Pinopsida, Cupressales, Cupressaceae. The record is from RefSeq and is a predicted model, not a curated record. Gene Ontology annotation, molecular function: misfolded protein binding; ATP binding; heat shock protein binding. The transcript has 2 exons.
UUCGUCUUACAGUGUACAGAGCAAGUUGGUGACGGCUGCUGUAGCUGUGGCCUUUUGAUCUUCCAAUUCACUCGUUUUCUAGGUAGUGGUCCAUAGCAUUAACAAUGAAUCAAGUAAAGCGGGCUAUAGGCAUUGAUUUUGGAACGACCAACUGUUGUGUUGGUGUAUAUGACAAAGGGCGCAUUGACAUAAUUGAAAAUGAGCAAAGACAGACCACUUUUCCAUGUAUGGUUACAUUCUUUGGCCGUGAAAUUGUAGUAGGUGAAGCUGCAAAGGACCAAUUCACAAGGAACCCACGAAAUACUGUUUUUGACAUGAAGAGACUUCUUGGGCGAGGCUUUAGUGAUGGAGUAGUGAAGAUUGGCAGAAAUCGUUGGCCUUUUAGGGUGGUUCGUGGGAAGAAUGAUAAACCCAUGGUUGAAAUUAUGUUUAACGGCGCGCAGAGGCGAUUUUCAGCAGAGGAGAUAUGUGCCAUGGUCUUACACAAAAUUAAAACAAUUGCUGAAAGCUGUUUGAAUCGUAAAGUGAAAGACACAGUGAUCACAGUUCCGGCCUACUUCAACAUUGAGCAGAGGCAAGCUGUGAAAGAAGCUGCGACUAUUGCAGGCCUUCAUGUCAUGCAACUUAUGGAUGAGCCUAUAGCUGCACUAGUAGCCUAUGGACUCGACGCAGCUACGUAUUCCUGUUCCACACCCAAAAAAAUCCUGAUUUUUGAUUUAGGCGGUCAUUCUCUAUUCUCUACUAUCAAUUAAAAAUUGUGGAGUACAAGUGCAAGUUGUAGGUGACGAUGAGUAUCUUGGAGGCCAAAACUUUGACAAGAGUUUGGUCGAUUAUUGUGCACAACAGUUCGAACUUCAACAUAAUCAGAAUAUCAACAAAGUCCCGAUGGCCCUUCUUAGUCUUCGCAUGGAAUGCGAAAGAGCACAAAUACAUCUGUCUUCUGCGGGGGAAACUAAAGUUAUAGUUGAUUCUCUGUAUGAGAGAUUUGGUUUCGUUCCAAGAAUUAGUCGCCCUCGAUUCGAAAAUAUCAACGCCCAUUUGCUUAUGAAAUGUACUGAAGCUGUUUGAGAAAUGUCUAUCUAAAGCAAAGCUGAAGAGAGAGGAGUUGGACCAUGUAAUCGUGGCUGGAGCUUCCACUCACAUUCCAAAGGUGCGAGAGACGAUUCAGAAUUUCUUUUGUGGAACAGAGGUGUAUGACGGUAUACACCCAGAGCAUGUUGCGGCAUACGGGGCUGCUGUGCAGGCAGCGGUAUUAAAUGCAGAAAAAAUAGAUUGCCUGCAAUUAAACACAGCGCCUUUGAGCAUUGGAGUUGCAAAGCAAUUUGGUGCCAUGUUAGUUGUUGUUCCAAGAAAUACGCAGAUUCCGUUCAGAAAAAAGGUCGUCUUUUGCACUGGGGAUGACAAUCAAAUUACAAUGAGCAUAAAAGUUUAUCUAGGCAAGAGUUCAAAUAUCCGAGAACAUCUUUUGCUAGGGGAGCUCUUCUUAUGUGGGAUUCCACCUGCUCGGAGGGGAGAAGAAUCCGUCGCAGUUUGCUUUGCCAUGGAUGGUUCGGGAAUAUUGAAAGUGUCAGCUGAGCAUAAGAAGACGGGCUCAAAGAGUGAGCUUACAUUAGAUAAGGUAUAUGGUUUUCAACUCAGCAAAAAUGAGAUGGAAAGAAUGUUAAUUGAUGUAGAACGACUCAGUUCACUGGACAAAGAAUUCGAAAGAAACGUUGCGGCACGUGAAGUACUUGUAAAUCAAGUGUAUGAGAUGAGAGAAAAAGUAAGAAAAGAGAAGCUGAAGAUACAAGUUGUUGAGAAGGAGGUUGAAGACACCAUUGCUUGGCUGGAGGGAAAUGACACAGCUUCAACUUGUUUCCUUGAACAGAAAUUAAACGAUUUGAAAAAGAAAAUUGAGACCCACUUUGGGGGUUUGUCGAUAACUAGAUCUGCAUGCCAUUCGCUGCCACGAGCAGUUUCUAUAACUAGAUAAUAG